AGAGACGAUUUCGGGACGGGGAGUUAUUUUCAGUAUUGGGACUCCUAGGCUACCUAUACUCACACAAGUCGCUUACUUCAGAGCCUCCGAACCUGUUCCUGUCUUAGCGACGAGGCCACGCUCCCAGGCGGCUAUAACUCUGUGGGAUUGCCACCUAACCCACGUCGAAGCUGGAAGGAAUUGGAAACGACAACAUGAAAGGCUGCCCUAGUUGCUCGCGACCAUUCGCAAAUGGCUUCUGACGAAGUUCCAAACCCCACCGCAGGCCGCCCGUCCCAGCAGUGGCUGCGAAUCCUCCUUGGGGGCGGGCUGAGGAGAGAGGGAGAGAGAAGGGGAGGAGGAGAAGAAAAGAAAUGAGAGGCAGUUUCUCCAGCCAAGCCAGCAGUGCCUUCCUUGUAGAAGCGGGGGCAGGCAUUUGGAGAGGAUCCCUAACUUGGCCGAGAGUGCGAGCGUAUAUGUAUAUAUAUGUAUGUUGUAUAUUGGCAGUGGGAUCUCAAAAGUAACAGAAACUAGAGAACAUACAAGUGCGCAUAUAUAACAUAAAUCAACAAAUAAGGAAGGCAGCAACUCACACAGCACCAAGACAAGACAAGGUGCCUGACUUAGAUUUGGAACUCCAAAGAGUAGAGAAAACUGUCAAGCUGGAAUGCUAGUUUCAACUAUUCCACACAUUUGGGUUAGGAAGAUUAAAGGAAUCGUAUAAAUUUGUUCAAGACUGUUGUUGCCAAGCCCUUAUAGGAUUUGCUGUUCUUGAGCUUUUGAUUAGUCGCUAUGAAUGUGACAAGUUUGUUCUCCUUCACAAGCCCUGCUGUUAAAAGACUGCUAGGAUGGAAGCAAGGAGAUGAAGAGGAAAAAUGGGCAGAGAAAGCUGUUGAUGCCCUAGUUAAAAAAUUGAAGAAGAAAAAAGGAGCAAUGGAAGAGUUGGAGAAGGCAUUAAGCUGUCCAGGUCAGCCCAGCAACUGUGUCACAAUUCCUCGUUCCCUAGAUGGCAGACUUCAGGUGUCACAUCGGAAAGGGCUACCCCAUGUAAUUUAUUGCCGUGUGUGGCGCUGGCCAGAUCUGCAGAGCCAUCAUGAACUUAAACCUCUGGAAUGCUGUGAGUUUCCCUUUGGUUCAAAGCAGAAGGAAGUUUGCAUCAAUCCCUAUCAUUAUAAGCGAGUGGAAAGUCCUGUUCUUCCUCCAGUGCUUGUUCCGAGGCACAGUGAAUACAACCCUCAGCACAGUCUCCUGGCUCAGUUUCGCAACUUGGGACAAAAUGAGCCUCACAUGCCACACAAUGCUACUUUUCCAGACUCUUUCCAGCAGCCCAACAGUCAUCCGUUCCCUCAUUCACCCAACAGCAGCUACCCAAACUCCCCUGGAAGCAGCAGUGGCACCUAUCCUCACUCACCUGCCAGCUCUGACCCAGGAAGUCCUUUCCAGAUACCAGCUGAUACUCCCCCUCCUGCUUACCUGCCUCCAGAAGAUCAGAUGACACAGGAUGGUUCACAGCCAAUGGACACCAAUAUGAUGGCACCUCCAAUUCCUGCAGACGUAAACAGAGGAGAUGUUCAGGCAGUUGCUUACGAAGAGCCAAAACACUGGUGCUCUAUUGUCUACUAUGAGCUCAACAAUCGUGUUGGAGAGGCAUUUCAUGCCUCUUCAACAAGUGUGUUGGUGGAUGGCUUCACUGAUCCUUCAAACAACAAGAACAGGUUUUGCCUAGGGCUGCUCUCUAAUGUUAACCGGAAUUCCACCAUUGAGAACACCAGGCGGCAUAUUGGCAAAGGAGUUCACCUGUAUUAUGUUGGUGGUGAAGUCUAUGCAGAGUGCCUUAGUGACAGUAGUAUAUUUGUGCAAAGUCGAAAUUGCAACUAUCAUCAUGGCUUCCACCCAACAACAGUCUGCAAAAUUCCAAGUGGCUGCAGUUUGAAAAUUUUCAACAACCAAGAGUUUGCUCAACUUCUGGCUCAGUCAGUGAACCAUGGCUUUGAAACGGUGUAUGAGCUCACUAAGAUGUGCACUAUCCGUAUGAGCUUUGUUAAGGGUUGGGGAGCAGAAUAUCAUCGGCAAGAUGUCACAAGCACACCAUGCUGGAUUGAGAUUCAUUUGCAUGGUCCCCUUCAGUGGCUGGAUAAAGUUCUUACACAGAUGGGUUCUCCUCAUAACCCAAUCUCUUCUGUGUCUUAAAAGGAUUCUACGCAGCUACGCUUCAGAAACUAUUGAGCCUUGCAUGUACUUGAAGGAUGUAUGAGUCAGACACAUGUACAAAACUGGCAGCAGCCUUUAUUAUACUUGACCUCUGUGACCAACUGUUAGAUCAGGAAAGGAAGCCACUACUAAGUUGUUGGUAUCAAGAUUUUUAGUUUACAUAGUAGUAAUCUCUUGCAAAUCUUUAUGCAGGGCAGCGUGUAAUAGCUAGGGAUGACCAAGUCAAUGUAAUCUGGAUGCUGUUCUCAAGCAAUCUUAUCUAGCACACUAAGAUCCCCUUGUGUUGAAUAUCCAUUGUAUUGUGCAUUCUGGGAUGAGUACCAAAACCCGAUGAAGGUUAUUCUCUCCUUUUUAACAAGCUUCUUGCAAUAUUUGAAAAUUAAUGGUUCUUGGUAAUAGUUGCUAUCCUCAGAAAAUAUUGAGGCUUCUGUGUAAUCUUCUGAAAUUGUGUACUGACCAUACCGCUGCAAGAAUGUUUAGGUAUGCUCUUUGCUAAAUGUAUGUACAGUGUAUUUGGAAGUUAGAGAUGGACUAGCCUAAAGAAAUAUAGUUGAGGGAGGUGGGUGGGAAGGGAAAAUGACAAGGACAGGUAGAAUUAUACUGUAAACAUAGCUUGUUAAACAAGUCCAAGUCUUGCUGUGUGCAUUUCAUUUUAUAGUGGCUUCAUCUUACUACUAACUGAUAUAUUUCUGCCCAACCACAGCUUCAUAGAGUAAGGGUGAGUCAAUAACUGCUUUUGUCAUGUACUGCAAGGUCUGUAUAUUUCAAGUCAAACUAUACAGCCUUUUUAAAAUUGGGUGGGUUUUUUGCAGUUCACAUAACAGAAGUAGCUGUUUUUGUUUGUAAGAGCUUUGUGUUUUGCCAACUUAGCAGAUGUUAGUACAUGUUGGGAGGACUUAAACAACCUAUUCAAGUGUUUCAGACUUAAAGGUUAAUUUUUUACCAUUUAAAUUGUUUUCUUUUUGCUAAUGUUUUUAUAUUCAUUCAAGCUGUAGUACUUUUCCAGUAUUUUUUUAUUCCAAAACUUAGUGGUUCAUCUCUACUGAAGUUCAAAUAAACGUAUUACUUACUUUGAUUAAAA
This is a messenger RNA of Rhineura floridana, 3271 nucleotides long. RefSeq names its product SMAD family member 1 (gene SMAD1). Gene Ontology annotation, biological process: SMAD protein signal transduction; regulation of transcription by RNA polymerase II; anatomical structure morphogenesis. The transcript is spliced from 8 exons. Gene Ontology annotation, molecular function: I-SMAD binding; RNA polymerase II cis-regulatory region sequence-specific DNA binding; DNA-binding transcription factor activity, RNA polymerase II-specific. The coding region runs from base 772 to 2169 and encodes 465 amino acids. The record is from RefSeq and is a predicted model, not a curated record. Gene Ontology annotation, cellular component: heteromeric SMAD protein complex. Lineage: Eukaryota; Metazoa; Chordata; Lepidosauria; Squamata; Rhineuridae.